AUGGAUGAAAAAUCCAGCCUACCCACUCAAACCUCUCUUACCAACUCAAUUCUCACUCGUCAUUCAACUCGGAAUUUUCUCCCCAGGGCGGUCCCAAUCGAACAUCUCAAGGAAUCUCUGUUAAUAGCACAACACGCGCCUUCGAAUUCAAACAUCCAACCAUGGAGAGCGAUAUUUCUGUCCGGAAGCAAGCUCGACACUCUGAAGGCGGCAUUACUAGAAGCCGCCCAAAAUGGCAAGCCCCAGAUUCCACCAAUCCCAGAGGCAUUCCGCCACUAUAGGUCAGAGCUCGGACGCGAGUUAUUUGGAAAAUCCAUGGGGAUCGCCCGGGAUGAUAUGCCUGGACGACGGGCAGCGGAAUUACGCAAUUACUAUUUCUUCGGCGCCCCGCUGGUGGGGAUUAUAUAUAUGGAUCGAUCUUUGAGCCACGCAGAUUCACUAAGCGUGGGCAUGUGGCUUCAGACGUUGAUUUUGGAGUUGACCGAGAAGGGCCUGGACACCUGCAUUGAAGGCAGCGUUGCGGGGUACCCGGCGGUGAUUAGAGAAGAAUUAGCGAUCACCGAUGGCAUGGAUAUACUUUGUGGGUUGGCAGUGGGAUACGGAGAUCCAGAGUCCCAGGCGAAUCAAAUGGUCUCGCAGAGAGAUAGCUGGGAUACAUCGAUCGAGAUUAGACCCUAG
Penicillium arizonense is the source of this 678-nucleotide messenger RNA. RefSeq names its product nitroreductase. NCBI's taxonomy places the organism in Eukaryota, Fungi, Ascomycota, Eurotiomycetes, Eurotiales, Aspergillaceae. The record is from RefSeq and is a predicted model, not a curated record. Gene Ontology annotation, molecular function: oxidoreductase activity. Bases 1 to 678 code for a protein of 225 amino acids. The transcript has a single exon.